AUGUCCUCAACGCCGGAGAUGAAGGUCGACGUUUCCAUGGAGUUCGACGAUGCCAUGAGCCUUGACGUCGAGAUGGACGUCGAUGAGGAGCUCGAGACUACUGCCAGACCUUCGAACUUCCCCGAGUUCAACUCCUUGCCCCCGAUACUCCGUCACAUGAUCUGGAAGAAUGCGAUGGAUGAAGAACGCGUAGCCCGCCACGUCGUCCUGACCGACAGCAUUCGUGUCACCCGACCUGUUCCGGCACUGGCCCACGUCUGCGCUGAGUCGAGAAGCCUUGUAUUUCAGGAAGGUGGCGUAUUCGAGCUCGGAGAUGGUGGCAUGACCUUUUUUCGCCCCGCUAUCGACUUUGUCUACUUGGACUCGGCCGAGUUUAACUUGGGAGAACUGACCUCCGAGGUUCAGAACCUCAUCGUACCCUACAGCAGUUUCCAUCAAAUCUCCGAGACGUUUGAGAACUUCUUUGUUGCUGAUGAGCCGAAACAACUGAAGACCAUCUUCAUCGCCAUGGAGGUGGCUGCAGUGAACGAUAAUUGGAGCGAGAUGGCCAUCUCUCAACUCUUUGGAUCGCGCACAAUCGUCGCGCCUGCUCUCGGCCAGUUCGACCCUCUCAUAGAGCACAUCGAAAGCACUUUGCCGGUGCUCCCCGGAACGGUCGUUCAGAGGUGGAAGCAGAAGACGGCGAUCCCCCCCGAGGAGUCGGCUAAGUGGGAUUCCUGUGUUGGGGAUGUCCUGAGUGCCUGGAUUAAUACCGCCGCCGUGUUUUCCAACCAGAUUAGCGAAGACCAGUUUGAGGACUUCGAGGCGGGACGCUUGAUGCACCCCGACGGAGGCACCUGGUGGGAUUGGUUUGCAGACCAAGCCCCUGACAUCUACCCCACUGUCGUGUUCGUGAAGCAUGUCGGUGAUGAGAUUAUCGAGACUUUCGAGACUUGA
Daldinia vernicosa is the source of this 936-nucleotide messenger RNA. RefSeq lists its product as uncharacterized. The transcript has 3 exons. Bases 1 to 936 code for a protein of 311 amino acids. NCBI's taxonomy places the organism in Eukaryota, Fungi, Ascomycota, Sordariomycetes, Xylariales, Hypoxylaceae. The record is from RefSeq and is a predicted model, not a curated record.